This is a messenger RNA of Octodon degus (degu), 773 nucleotides long. Its product is annotated as glutathione S-transferase A-like. The coding region runs from base 159 to 695 and encodes 178 amino acids. Gene Ontology annotation, cellular component: extracellular exosome; cytosol. The transcript is spliced from 6 exons. NCBI's taxonomy places the organism in Eukaryota, Metazoa, Chordata, Mammalia, Rodentia, Octodontidae. Gene Ontology annotation, biological process: xenobiotic metabolic process; glutathione metabolic process. Gene Ontology annotation, molecular function: glutathione transferase activity. The record is from RefSeq and is a predicted model, not a curated record.
GACUCUGGAUCCUGAAAGCAGAGGGAGUGGCUAUCCCUGCUGGACCAGCCCUCUGCUGAAGGCUGCGGCAUUAAGCAAGCACCGCUGUAAUCUUCAGCUGCUGACAGGAGAGCAGCUGGGGCCAGGCUCAGAUUUAGUGACCCCAAGAGGCCACCAGGAUGGCGGGGAAGCCCGUGCUGCACUACUUUGAUUUUCGGGGCAGGAUGGAGCCCAUCCGGUGGCUGUUGGCUGCAGCUGGGGUAGAGUUUGAAGAGAAGUACAUAAAGACUCCAGAAGAUUAUCGAAAGUUAAAAAAUGCGGGGCUCUUGAUGUACCAGCAAGUACCCAUGGUGGAGAUGGAUGGGAUGACAAUGGUGCAGACCAAUGCCAUUCUCAACUACAUCGCCACCAAGUACAAUCUCUACGGAAAGGACACGAAGGAGAGACUCCUGAUUGAUAUGUAUACAGAAGGAAUGGUAGAUUUCUAUGAACUUUUCAUACAAUUGCUGAUAGCUGCUCCAGCGGAGAAAGAUGCUAAGGUGGCCUUGCUCAAAGACAAAACAAACAAUCGCUACUUACCUGCCUUCGAAAAAGCCCUAAAAACCAGAAUCAGCAACCUGCCCAACAUGAAGAAGUACCUGCAGCCUGGGGGCCAGAGAAAGCCUCCUAUUACUGAAAAAAUGAUUGAAAAUGCAAGAAAAUGUUUGCAGGUUUAAUACAGGAGGCACUAACCAAGCCCGUGCACGUCAAACUUCUCAAUUUUAUGGCAAUAAAGUUCUUUUCUUGAAUGCUGA